Molecule: messenger RNA, 4129 nt
Organism: Lagopus leucura (white-tailed ptarmigan)
Lineage: Eukaryota; Metazoa; Chordata; Aves; Galliformes; Phasianidae
Gene: MAPK13
Product: mitogen-activated protein kinase 13
Exons: 12
Coding region: 759-1856 (365 amino acids)
Biological process (GO): MAPK cascade; protein phosphorylation
Cellular component (GO): cytoplasm; nucleus
Molecular function (GO): MAP kinase activity; ATP binding
Source: RefSeq, a predicted model, not a curated record
GCCCUCAGAGCUCUGCUGUAGUCGAAGCAGAGUGCUGAGCCUCUGCUCAGCAGGGUGGGUUGGGUGCUGAGCGAUGGGACUGACUGCUGCAGAAACAAGGCUGGACCCCCCAGACCUCAGCACCUGCAGCUCCCAGGGUGGUCCCAUCUCGGAGCAACUCCUGAGCGUCUCACUGCAGUCACGUGGAUGAAGUGAAGCUCAGACAGCCUUCUCUGUGCCCGUCUGCUGGGAAACCACGGAGGAAAUCCCCGCUGCUCCCUUGCUCUUCCGUGAAUUUAAUGCCCUGGACUCUGUCCUGGAGCUCUCCUCCCCUGCGGCGCUGACUCGGUGCUGUGGCACGGUAACCUGUCCUCUACGCCAGGCAUGACCUCGGAUUCCUGAUGCACCCUUACUCACCCCACCGACGAUCUCAUGAGAUGCCCGUGAGCCCCAUAUGGCACUUCUGGGGGUGGCAGCCGUUCUGUCCUCGAAGUUCCACCUGCGGCUGCAGGUGCGUCUGCGUUGGGCGCCUAUUGGAGCACCCAGAAAUACCUGCACACGGCCGAGGCGUGUCUGGAAACCUGAUGCCUCAUCUCCGCCAUGUGGAGGCGGAGGGAGGAGGGCUGUGAGACAUGUCCCUUCUCGCUCACAACAGCUGAAAGCAGAGAAGGCAACUCGCUACAGGCCUUCUCAGCAGUGCAGGGUGUCCCGGUUGCAUCCCAGGGGCACCACCAGACGCCAGGACUCUGGGUGGGUGGCAGUCCCGCAGCCGCCGGGCGAUGAACAUCGCAAGGAGAAGAGGCUUUUACAGACAGGAGCUGAACAGAACCGUCUGGGAGCUGCCCAGGAGGUACAUCUCCCUGCACCCCGUGGGCUCUGGGGCCUACGGUUCUGUCUGUUCCGCCAUAGACAAGAAGACAGGAGAGAAAGUGGCCAUCAAGAAGCUGUGCCGCCCGUUCCAGACAGAGAUCUUUGCCAAGAGAGCAUACAGAGAGCUCAUACUCUUGAAGCAAAUGCAGCAUGAGAAUGUCAUUGGGCUGCUCGAUGUCUUCACCUCCGCCCCUUCCUACCAUGGAUUUCAAGACUUCUACCUGGUGAUGCCGUACAUGCGGACAGAUUUACAAAAGAUCAUGGGACAUGAAUUCAGUGAUGAAAAGAUCCAGUACCUGGUCUACCAGAUGCUGAAAGGGCUGAAGUACAUUCAUUCUGCCGGAAUCGUCCACAGGGACCUGAAGCCAGGCAACCUGGCUGUGAAUGAAGACUGCCAGCUAAAGAUCUUGGACUUUGGCUUAGCAAGACAUGCUGAUGCUGAAAUGACAGGCUAUGUGGUCACACGCUGGUAUAGAGCUCCAGAAGUCAUUCUGAACUGGAUGCAUUACAACCAGACAGUGGAUAUCUGGUCUAUCGGUUGCAUCAUGGCAGAAAUGCUGACUGGGAAAACGCUGUUUAAAGGAAAAGACUACCUUGAUCAGCUGACUCAGAUCCUGAAAGUAACGGGGCAUCCAGGAGAUGACUUUGUGGAGAAGCUUGAGGACAAGGCGGCUAAAAGUUAUAUCAAGUCUCUUCCAAAAAUGCCCAAGAAGGAUUUGUCUGUGCUCUUCCCCAAAGCCAAUCCUCUGGCAGUGGACCUGCUGGACAAGAUGCUGCAGCUGGAUGUGGAGAAGCGCCUUACAGCCACAGAAGCAUUAGCCCACCCGUACUUCGAUCAAUUCCGAGACAUUGAGGAGGAGACAGAGGCACAACAGUCCUACGAUGAUUCUCUGGAGCAUGAAAAGCUUUCAAUAGAAGAAUGGAAAAAACAUAUCUACAAGGAGAUCUUAUCCUUCAGUCCAAUCGCACGGAAGGACUCAAAGAAGCGAAGUGGAAUGUCGCUGUAGUGACUGCUUCAGCUGUGACCGGGAUUCAUGUCUCAUGCUGGAUGACAGAUGGGAUUUGUUCCACACAGCCUCUUUUGUUGCCAUCACUUGGCCUAUGGGACUCCUGUGUGUGUGAACAUGACGUCAACGCUGUGACCGUGGGCACUGGACUUUCUUCCACUGGUGGGGGAAGCACUCCUAAAUAGUUUUCAACUGUAAAGAUAAAAUGCUUCACUGAAACUUUGGGAGAAAUUGCUGGUAUUUUUUCUCCCUCUCUCCUCCCCCCUCUCCUCCCUGCAUAUUGCCAGGUUUUUGUUUCUCCUUUCUUUCAAAAAGCACAGGCUUUUAGACUUGAAUUAUGUAUAAGGUAAAUAAAAUGGUAACACUGUCUGGGGACUGAGUCCCAAGCAAAAUAACGAAAUGGUGAAAUUUAGUGUAACGAGACUUUAUCCACACUCCUGAUCCCUGAGCUCUUAAAGAGCACUCAGCACAGCCAGGUUGCUGACAUGAUUCAGCACCCAGGACAUCGUGGGAAUUGAGUUCUUCAUACACACAGGCUACAUCCAGGGCACCUUCUGCCCUGGUUUCUUGCUAUGCACAAAACUCCCUGCUAGGGUGCAGCCUCCUCUGGGCAGGUACUCAUUCCUCCUUUUUGCUUUACUUCUCUCAUCCUUGGGUUUUGAUAGGUACUGUUUCUUCCUCACGGCGAGCUGCAAAUGCAUCCCUGAGAGUUAAAGACCACAUUCCCACAUUCAUAACCUUGUUAUCCCAGGGAGCUGGGUUACCAGCAAGCAGUCCUCCUGCCCUCACAGGGGCCUCUCCUUUAUGCACAGUCUGCUUCACCCUCCAGCUCCCUUAGCCAGGCUUAUCUCUGCUGAGCACCCUCCCCCUGGAGCUGCCCUGCCUCUGCAGGCUGCCUUUAUCUCUUAGCAGAUCUAGUAUUUUGUUACACACUCCAGUGACAUGACCUCUUACACACUCAUUCCCUCUGCUUUGAGGAAUCUGUUUUACCAUUUGUUCUCUGCUGCAGUUCUCUUACACGGCUGUUUGUUCCUUAAUAGGAAGAGACUUUAAUUGUUUGGAAAUGUCUUAAUAGGUGAUUGUCUAUCCCGAGGCUCACAUCCUUACUUUGAAGUAAGGAUCAAAAAGUUUAUAGAUGGGAGAGGAGGAAAAAAAAAAAAAAAGAAAAACAAUAUAUUGCAUGAACAAUUCAGCAUCAUCAGAAACAGGAACACAAUUCAAUUCAGUGAACAUGGAAAAUAACUUCAGAUAUUCUGGUAUCAGAUCAGUUCCUUCAGUCAUCAAUCUUAUAAACAUCAUCUGAGACGAUCUUAUUACAUAGAAAACCUCACAGAAACCAAGCUACAAACAGAUUCCCAUUAAUUCACUUUAGCGAGUAUUUCUUGGCUACAAGAAGUUGCCACCUCUGAGAUGCUCAUCAUAUCUGUGUGUGACAAAGGUUGGGAAUAUGCAGUGCUUGCAGGGAAAAGUACCCUGGAAGAGAAAGUUUCAAAUGCAAUUGAAUCAAUCAAAUUCAAUUACCGAUUAUGAACUUCCAGAGUCUUGCUGCAGUUGGAAAGGAAGCAGUUGAGGGCCAAGGGCUCACAGGUCAGGAUUUUAGGGACCCUAUGUGCACCCUAAUGCAGACUCUCUAAGAAAAGCCAAAUUAGUGUCACCUUGUGGAAACUGGUGACAUGAAAGAGAGCCCUACUGUGCUGCAUCCACAGCCAGUUGCAUCCAGCCUUGCCCUCAGAUGCUAUUUCUUUAGUAGGUAUAGAGCUUUGUAUGAGUUGAAGAACAAUAAAAUACUAUCUUUUGCUGUUUAUCACUCUGGAUUAAGCAUUUUCUCACAUACAACUUGUCUGGAUUUAAUUGGUUUGCAAAGGUGUUCAGAUAGUAUUGCGAUAAGAAGAGUGUGAUGCGCAGACAGAGGGAGGUGGUUCUCUGAGCCCGGCUGCUGUUUACCGGACUAACCAGCUUGGCAUCUGCAAUCUCCCCCCAGGGAAUGUUUGUUCCACCUUUGCUUCUGUAAUAUGCCAAGUAGUUCAUUCAAACAUAAAAGUAUGUUUUGAUCCUUGAGGUAAUUUGAUGUACUAGAAGUAUUACUAAUGUAAUCUGAAGCCUGGAACUGUUGGAGGUAUAUGCGUCAGUAUGUCCCAAGCCAAUACUCAAGUACAUAGGUGUGUGCUAUAAAUGUUAUUACUAAUGGAAGGGGAGAUGCAAAACAAUUACAGGCACAAAAUAAGCAAACUGCAUCUGAAAGUGACUUCAGUCUUAAUACUAUAUAAGCAGGU